Messenger RNA from Durusdinium trenchii, 1521 nucleotides. The record is from the annotation of a GenBank genome assembly. Lineage: Eukaryota; Dinophyceae; Suessiales; Symbiodiniaceae.
AUGCCUGCGCUGCGGAAAUUGGGCGACUCCCAUGGGCAUAUCAUAGUCGCACCACAACCUGCAAGAGGAAUUAUUCAUUUGCAGGGUGCUGCGAAACACAUCGAAGCAGCGAAGCCUGGACUGCGAGCCCUCAUCGAAGAGCAUUUUCCGGAGGCCGACAUCCCCAAGGAGCUCCUGAAGCCCAGUGAACUGCCUGAGGCUCCCGAGGCUCCAGAGAUGGGUUCCGAGCCUGAAAAGUCCGCUGAGCAGAUGGAGAAGGAAGCGCCAAAGGAGGUCGACUCUCCCCAGGUCUUGGCGACAAAAGCCUUAAAGCGCGCCUAUGCUACGCACAGUGCCAGCGCCAUGCGAAUUGCUUUGGGUGCUGCGUACUCUGCUGGGGUGGGUCAAGCUGCGCUGGAGGAAGGUGAGCGUUGGUUGAAGGAGCUCACAGCUGCCGCAGCAUUGGGUGUGGUUUUGCAGAAGGAUGCCUCCAUCCAAGAGCUGCAGGCAGCGCUGAUGGCAGCCCGUGAGGCUUGCGUCGACGAAGCCCGGCUUGAAGAGGCAGAACUGCAACUGGGUCGCUUGGAAACCCAAGAAGCCUUAGUGAAGGCCAUGGGGGGCAGUGAGGCCGAGUUGCGGGAGGCCUUGGCGGCUGCACGUGCCUGUGGCUCUGAUGUGGACAUCCUCGCGGAGGCAGAGGCACGACUUUGCACUUUGGCUGCGGAGACUGAGCUGCUCAGCGCCAUGGAAUUGGUGCAGUCCUUGGAGAUGUCUGGUGCAGUAGAUGAGGAAACGGAGGUUGUUUUCGCGGCUGCUGUUCGAGAGGCCGAGACUGCAGCAGUAUCGGGGCCGCUUUUAGCAGAUGCAAAUGUGCGGCUGGCUCGCCUGGCAGCUCAACGUGAGGCGCAGUUGAGUCAGAAGCGUGCUGCAACCGCGGAGGUGGACAGCAAUUCAAAGCGUCAAAAAACACAAGAGACUGAAGAGAACGGAGAAGGUGAUACCGGUGUGACUGAUGGGAACGCGCUCCAAGAGUGGGCGCGGAGCUUGCUGGAAUCUGCUUUGCUGAUUUGCUGCAAGCGAAAUGCGGUUGAGGCGGAGGAUUUCGACUUGGCGCUGGCCUUAAAGCAGCAAGAAGCUGCUGUGGGCGAUCGUGUUCAGAAAGUCAAAGAGAAAUGCCAAGCAACUCCUGACGAUUUCGCACAGCUGGAAGAGGUGCGACGGCAGAAGCUUGAGGCAGUGGAAAAGGAGGACUAUGACCGUGCAAUGGAGCUGAAAGAGCUGGAGAAGCAGCUCCAGAACCGCAGGCAAUUGGAGGAGGUCCACGCGAUUGCUGCAGCUGCGAGGCUUCUCAGUGAUUCUCGCCCAGAGGACUUGCUGCCUGGCCUCCUUCCGACCUUGGCUGACCAAGCCAAGGCAGCGCCAGAGCUGUGGCAUCAGGUGGCAGAAGAAUUGAUUGAGCUGUGGCACAAGCAUCAAUGCAUGCGAGCUUGUGAAGCUGACGUGGAGCUGGAGGAGUCCGACAUGGCCAAGCUGAACUUCUGA